UUCAAACAGUUGUGGAGGGCUGUGAGUGUUGAGGGAAUGCAUGAAGUCAAGAUAGAAGAGUAUCUACGGCGCAACGGCAUCACCUCCAUGUCUGCAGACAAGAAAAUCUUUACCCUGGCGACCAAGCAAAAACGGGCCGGACAGAAGCGAGCCUCAAAUCGUCCUGUUAAGCUGAAGGAUAAUGAACAUCUGCAGGACAUAUUGAAGGAUUUCUCGCAGAAGUGA
Dibothriocephalus latus is the source of this 225-nucleotide messenger RNA. Lineage: Eukaryota; Metazoa; Platyhelminthes; Cestoda; Diphyllobothriidea; Diphyllobothriidae. The record is from the annotation of a GenBank genome assembly.